Messenger RNA from Penaeus monodon (black tiger shrimp), 881 nucleotides. Its product is annotated as deubiquitinase OTUD6B-like. The transcript has 7 exons. The record is from RefSeq and is a predicted model, not a curated record. Lineage: Eukaryota; Metazoa; Arthropoda; Malacostraca; Decapoda; Penaeidae. Bases 180 to 881 code for a protein of 233 amino acids.
UUCAUUGAUAUUUCUCCAUAGGAUAUUUUUUUUUUUUUUUAGGCAAAUACAAAAAACGAAUAGCUUUUAAAGACUUUUUAUUUCCGUAAAUAAGCAUGUUCGAAUGUGCACGCUCAGCUGUCUCGGCCUAAGAAACACGUCUUGUAAGAGGAUCAACCUACUGCUGUAAGUCCUCAAACAUGGAUGAUGACAGUGGAACAGAGGAAUUGACAACUGAGGAAGUUUUAUUGGCACAGCACCGUAAAGAAAAGAAGGAAUUACGCGCUAAGAUUCAGCAGAUAAAAAAGAAUAAUAAAGAUAAGAAAAAUAAGAAAGAAGGAGCUGAGCAGAUAGCGCGAUUGGAAGAAGAAUUGACACAGCGGCAUGUGAAAGAACUUGAGGAACUGAAAAACUCUACUGAACAGAGAAUAAACCCAAGGGCAGAGAAGCGACGUCAGAAGAAGGCCAAAGCAAAUCGUGAACGAGAAGCUAGAAUAAAGGAAGAGAGGUCUAAUCUCAAGUUUAGUGCAAGGAACAUUGAGGCUGAGAAGAUGAAGAAAAUCCUACAAGAACCAAACCCUUGUUUUAGCUUGUACCAUGAAGAAUUCCAAUUAAGGUCAAAAUCUUCAUCCUUUUCUCCAGUUUCUCCAGUGUACCAAUAUCUAUCCUCCUUUCUUAUUCCACAAUUGAUAUUCUUACUGUUUUUUUAUAUUUUUAUAUUUCAGUUGAGAGCAUUGUCCCAAGCAAUGAAGAGAAGAAUUGAAGUGUUGCAGGCUGAGGGAGCACCCAUUAUCUUCGGAGAAGAAUGUGAUAAGGACAGAUCCAUUCUCCUUGCAUAUUAUCGUCACUACUAUGGAUUAGGAGGCAUUAAAUUCCCUUUCGAAAUUGGGGCUGGAAAAUGA